This is a messenger RNA of Nannochloropsis gaditana CCMP526, 585 nucleotides long. RefSeq lists its product as uncharacterized. The coding region runs from base 254 to 556 and encodes 100 amino acids. The record is from RefSeq and is a predicted model, not a curated record. The transcript has a single exon.
ACAUAGCAGGCGUAGAUUGCACGGAUCCGGAAGCAGGUGUUGCAAAAGCACUCUAGCCUGUCGAGCAGCAGCCCAUUAAAGCACGUAAAGAAGCUGCCUACCCUUCAUUGGAAAAAGGGUAGGAGGUCAAGAAAAAGUAAUCCACUCGAGUUGCUUCUCGGGACUUUUUGCUAGUCAAUUUUUCGGCAGACUUUUCUUGCGACUGAGGGAUAGCUAUAGUGCAAAGGUGUACAAGAACUGACAUCAAUACUUCAUGAAUGUCGGGGGCCUCAGCGCAUUUCGUCGCUUGAGCACGAUCGCAUCAGGAGGACAGGCCUUGCAGCUAUAUCGCGCGAUCUGGAGAGCCUCCCGGGGUAUGCCUACGAUACGUCGGAAGAAAUUUGUUCGCGAUAAGCUACGAGAGGAGUUUGAGGCAGCUAGACACGAGACAGACCCAAGUAAAGUCGCCUUUGCCUUGGAAUACGCCGCCCUUCAGCUUGACACCGUGAGAAUCCAAGCGGCUUCCUUGUCCAAGCUAGUCUGUGAUCCAAUGUACCACAACAAGCGCGAAAUUUGAUAAAAGAAAAUUAUUGGAAAGAAUUCAGG